AAACUACUUGUGUAAAAUUAAUGCAUUAUCUUUGAUGAGUUUAUUCAAUACUUUUAAUCACUCUUUUUCUCCUGAUAAAUCAUUUUUAUAAUUUUAUACAGUCUAUUAACACACUACUAUAAAGUCUUUUGCAAAUUUUGUAAAAGUUUAAUAUAAAUUAAAGUUACAGCCUUCAUAAUUUUAAUAGAAUAUUAUGUUUUCCGGUUUUUUCAGUAACUUAUAAAUUUAUACAUGUUAAUAUUUGUAGUAAAUGCAUAAAAUAACACUAUUUUCACUGGCAGUCGUAUCAUACAACAUUUUUAAAUUAUCACUAAUAUCAUCCAUCAGUAAACAUAAUUAUAGCCUUAUAAAAAUACAAGUUCUAAUUUAAGGAUUUUGUUAUAAUAAUUAAGAUUUUUAUUAAGUAAUAUCAAUCAAAAAAGGUAUUAUAACAUUGACCUUAUUCAUAUUUUGCUAUGAGUACCAUCAUAUAUACACCAGAGAGAAGUGCAAUAAUUUCUAAUACAGACUGUCCAAAUUUGGUAUCGGUUAAAAGUUCUGGUAUUACAGAUACUGUUGCAAUAUAAAUAAAUCCACCAGCUGUAAAUGGAAGAAUCCACAUAGUUGCAAGAUCAUCUGUAAGUUCAAAUAACAUUUUGAAUGGCAAAUGAAUCAAUCAGAACUAUGUUUAUUGUAAUAUCGUGAUUCAUUUUUACCUAUGCCUUCUGCAAGCAAUGAUACACAGGUUCCUAACAUAGCACUGACUGCGGUACCAACCUGAAGCAUCAUAGCCUGUAAUAAAGAUAACAUAUUUAUAAUCUGCCUCUGACAACAGAGAAUUCAUCUCUCAUAUAUCUUACUUUUCUCUUACUACAGCCACUUUGUAUUAAAAUAGCGAAAUCUCCAAUUUCAUGAGGUAUUUCAUGUAACAAAAUUAUAAUAGUGGUAAUAAAACCAAUAUUGUUGCCAGCUAAAUAACUGGCUCCAAUAGCUAGGCCGUCUGUAAAAUUAUGUAAAAAGUCUGCAGCUAGGUUUAAGUAUCCAGUAAUUUUCAUUUCAUUCUGAAGAUCCUUAGAUUCCUUAGAAGCUACAUCACAUUUAUCUGUAUUUUUGUUUUUAUUGUUUUUCUUUUCUUUCGAUACAUUUUCUGUGAUGCUAUGUACAUGUGAGUGAGUAUGAUCAGUUUUUAUAAGUCUUACUGCUUUCUCCACAAUUAAAAACAUGAUUAUACCUAAUAAUACGCAUAAACCAACGGACAUAUCAUGGACAUGAUGGGAUUCUUCGUCAUCAUGGCUAUGAGAAUGUUGGUGUGAAUGUGUUUCUUUAGACUCAUUUGAGUGAGGAACCAAAGCAUGUGGUAUUAAAUGUAAAAAUGCAUCUCCCAGCAGCCCACCAGAUGCGAAACUUAACAAUAUCUUUAGCAAUGGUUCACGUUCUUUUGUAUUGUCUAAAGGAACAAAGAAUAAAAUAAGAAGUGGAACCACUGAUAUAAUUAAAGUGGAUGUAAUAGCUUUAAGAAACACAUUCUGUGUUUUGUUGGAUGUAACUGGUUUCUGUUGAUGAACAUGUUUAUUGUGCUCAUCCUGAACUACUUGAUGAUGGUGUAUUGAAUGUUCCAUGUGCACUUCAUUAGCUUCCUUUGUGUACUUAAAACUUGGUGAUUUAUCAUGACUGUGGGCUUGGCAAAGGGUUGGCAAAUUUAAUACUAUAAGUGUCAGAAAUAUUGUAAAUACAAUUUUUGAAAUCCAUUUAUUUGUAUAAUUGUAUUGGUUAUCUUCUGUCGCCAUAAUUAUUUCCACAACUUUUUACGAAUUGAUUAAAAUGUAAUUAAUGUUAAUCUAAAUCUUAAUUUGAUUUUAAUUCUAAAUCUAUAUUGCAGAGAAUAACUUUUUGUGGCAUUUAUUAAAAUAAAAACACAGCCACGUUGCAAGUUAGUGUUAUCACAAUGUGUUCAGUUCGUUUCUUGAAAAGUGAUACUACAUGUUGGCAAUGCUGAUUCACUGACAUUGGCCAGCCUCAACAUUUAUAAAUUUGAAAUUUAAGAGAUCGUUACAACAAUGGUCCUAUUACUUAAAGCUAAAAAUUACACAUAAUUGCUGAUUUUAGAAUAAUAUAUUGGUUAGUAGAAAUAUGUAGCUAUAAUACAUAUUAAGGAAGAGAAUGUACAAUAGGUUUCACACAAAAUGUUCGUGUAGGAAAAUUCGUUGCUCGUUAUGGCGACUAAAAUUUCAAUUGGUUAAAAUAAACGUAGAAAUUGCAUGCCGCUGUCAAUAAACCAACGUUUUGCAAGGUUAGAUAAUUGAAAACAAAAUUUUUAUCAAGUAAAUGUCUUAGAUUUAAAAAUAUCUUACACAUGAUAUCAAGAUGGAACAUAAUACAUUGAAAACUAUGAGGUAUGGAUUUUGUGAUGCCAUUUUUUCAAGUUCACCUAUUAAUUUCGACAAAGAAAAUACAAAUUCUCUUAAUAAAACGGAAAAAAUGUGCUCUGACAUGUUUGACACCCCUUACAAAGGGAUUCAAAAUCAACAGGAGAACAAAUGUUUGAAACUUGAAAAACGUAAAAUAUUUUUUAAUAAUGAAUCAGUUGAAAAUUCUAAAUUAACAAACACACCAUCUAAUUCAAAUCUUACACGUUCAAAGUCUGUAAAUACACUUCAAAGGAAACAAGUUUUAUUCCCUGAAAGUAUAUUACCCAAUGAAAAAUGUAAAACAACAAAGAUAAUAUCGACAACUCUGUUAAACGAUAAAACACCAACAGUACAUUUUUGUACUCCUAAACAAUAUAAAACACGUACCGCUACAAGUACUACAAAAAUAAAUAUUUUACCUGCAAGCAAGACACCUAUAAAACGUUAUUUUAGUGACAAUGUUUUAUCUGAAGCAACACCUGAUUGUUUUAGUGUAGUACAGGUAGAAACACCAUCUGUUAAAUUAAAUGAAGUUGGUGUAGAUGAUCAAACAGUAAUUGAGGGAGAAAGUAGUAAUUUGAUUGUAGGAAUACGUGUUAGACCCUUAAAUGCAAAAGAAUUAAGUGAUUCAAAAAUCACAUCAGUUGUGCAAGUUAAUGACCAAAGUAUCGUUGUCAAUUGUGAAUCUGUUCAACACACUUUCACGUAUGAUCACUGUUUUGUGUCAUAUGAAGAUUCAACAAAAAUUGGUCAUGCCAGUCAAGAAACUAUAUUUAAAAAUAUGGUUCUACCAUUAAUACAAAAUGCUUUCGAAGGAUACAACGUUUGUUUAUUCGCCUAUGGACAAACAGGCUCUGGUAAAAGUUACAGUAUGAUGGGUCAAGAAUCUUCACAGACAAAUCCAACAGUGUUCAAUGAAGCAACUGGUAUUAUACCCAGAUUUUGUCAAAACAUAUUUUCAAGAAUAUCUACAAAUAUCAACAUCACAACCACAGUAGAAAUUAGUUAUUUUGAAAUUUACAAUGAAAAGAUACACGACCUUUUAACGAAUGUUAACAAUGGAGUAAAAAGAGCUCCCCUUAAAGUCAGAGAACAUCCUGUAUUCGGUCCAUACAUUGUUGAUUUGAGUCAACAUUGUAUACAGAAUUACAAAGAUUUGCAGACCUGGCUUAAAGUGGGCAAUUCUCAGCGGGCUACUGCAGCAACAGGAAUGAAUGAAAAAAGCUCAAGGUCUCAUAGUAUAUUUAGUAUCAUAUUAACACAAACACAAGUGAAUAAUCAUUCAAGCAAGGACCGUGUAGAUCCUAGUCGCCGCAGCAAAAUUAAUUUAGUGGAUCUAGCAGGCAGUGAGAGACUCAGCCAAACAUGUGCCAGUGGUGAUAGAUUGAAGGAAGGUGUAUCCAUUAACAAGUCACUGCUUACAUUAGGAAAAGUGAUUGCUUCUCUUGCUGAAAACACAAAUAAUCGCAAACGAGGUUUCGUUCCAUAUAGAGAAUCCGUGCUUACAUGGCUGUUGAAGGAGAGCCUCGGCGGCAAUUCGAGAACAGCGAUGCUUGGGACCGUGUCGCCGGCCAACAUACACGUGGAAGAGACGCUUGCGACCCUUCGAUACGCUUGUCAAGCCCGAGCCAUUGUUAAUCGCAUACGAAUUAACGAAGAUCCGCACGAGAAACUGAUUCGCGAGCUGAAAGCGGAAGUUCAACGGUUACGCGGCGUCCGCGAAGGAUACGAGAAGCAAUUGGGGAUCGUGCCCCGAAGGCUUUUAGAUUCCAUUCAACCGAAUGGUGAAAAUAGUAAUGAGAUCAAGCAGAAACAACAGGAAAUCGACAAACUGAGGGAUCAGUUGAAGAAAACCGAGGAACAACUUUCCGCCACUCAGAUGACAUGGUCGAAAAGGCUACGGGAGACGGAGCAGAGGAAAAAUUCGGAGUUAAAGUAUUUGCGUCGCUGCGGGAUCGCUAUCGAAAUCGAUUUCCAAGAGAAGGAUAAACAGCCUUGUUUGAUUAAUCUUGCAGCCGAUCCUAUGUUGUCUGGAACACUGUUGUAUCUGAUUCCUCCUGGAUUGGUUCGCAUCGGCAAACAAUCUGGGCCCGAAGGUUCCUCCAAAAAUUUGGAUAUUAUGUUGGAUGGACCUCUCGUUAGACCUUUGCACUGCACCAUCGAAAAUAGUAGUGGGAAACUUUUAUUGUCCUCUGAAAUGGAUGGAGAUACCUAUGUCAAUGGACAGAUCGUAACUGGUAAAGUAGUCCUCAAGCAUGGUGAUCGCUUAGUAAUCGGCGGCAAUCAUUACUUCAAAGUCUCAAAUCCCUAUGACGGGCAUAGCAAUAUUCAGAUCUCCGCGCAAACCGUGGAUUACGAGUUUGCCUAUCAAGAAAUUCUUAAAGUGCAAGAGGAAAAAUUAAGAACCGAGCUUGAGGAAAGCAAACAAAAAGCUAUAAAGGAACUAGAGAACGCGAAACGUGAAGUUGAGGUACAAUUGGGAUCCCAAAAGUUAUCUUAUGAACGCAAGAUUGAAAUUCUUGGUUCUACAGUGGAAGAACAAAAGCUUGCAUUAGAACAGAUUCAUCAAAAACAGAAAGAAUUGGAAUUGGAGAAAGAGUUGCUUGUAAACGAGGUUGAAAUAAACAAUAGAUUAAAACAGAAGCAAUCCGAGGAAAAGAAAAUUAUUGUUACGCCGUAUAAAUCCAACUUCUUGGAAGAAUUAGAAAAUAUUUUGAGUGAGAAAACAGCAGAUGCUGAAUAUGCUCUUAAGAUGAAAGCAAGUGCCGAUGCGAUCAGCUGUGGUGGUAUUACUUUACAUGAAAUGCAAUUGCUGGUAAGAGAAGCUACCGAGCGAUGCAGGGAAGUCGGAAUUAAUUAUGAAUUCGAUCAACAACAAGUAAUUGUAAAUAAAAGUCUGAAACCAACGAUUCGUAUACGUAACAGAGAUUGCAUGAAGGAAACAUUAUUGCAGCCUAUGAAAUUUUUGGAUUGGGUACAUCGUUUGCGAGAUUACGAUAUAGAGGAUUCGAUCAAAGAAUUGUGUACAACAUUGGAUGGAACUUGGGAACGCUAUGAAAAUACAGAAACUUUUGAAGAUUCUUUGAAUAAUAGUCGAAUAUCUAUAAAUAUGACACCAGUGAAAAAGCACUUGAACGAAAGUUUACAGCAGCUGUCUGCGGAUACAUCAGUGCUAGGGGUUACAUUUAAUAAUCAGACAUUCGACGACACCAAGGGACAAGAAAGUAUAGACAACUGCCUUAUGCAAAUGGAGCUCGCUGCAAAAACUUUACGAAGACUGUGCGUUAAAAAUAAUGAAAUUCAAAGAGUUACAGAACCCCUUGACGACAUGCAGAAUAUUAUUGAUAAUUUGCGCAAAACGUUAGGGGUCAAAGGAUCACAUACACACGAAGAUAAGAGUCCAAAUCGUACCCAAAAUAACGAUGGAACUGUAAUUGAAAAGUCUGAUAAUAUAAACGUAAGUCCUUCGCAGGAUUACAGUAAAGAUCAUACAAAGCCCGUUAAUUCACCAUCGAAGUCCACAUUACGCAACAAUAAUAGAUUAUUCGAUAAAAUAAUUCAGAAAAAUGUGAGAUUCAAUGAUAAAUUAAAGAAAGAACUGACUUAGUUUAAGAAGAGAUAAUACUUAGAUUAAUUGAAUUUUUACAAGAGAUUAUAGUUAAAACAACUGAACAAAUUCUAUGAAUACUCUUGUGUGAAUAAAGAAUGUACAUUUCUUUACAAUAAUACGAAAGUUAUACAAGUUA
This is a messenger RNA of Nomia melanderi (Alkali bee), 6133 nucleotides long. RefSeq names its product kinesin family member nebbish (gene neb). Gene Ontology annotation, biological process: microtubule-based movement. Gene Ontology annotation, molecular function: microtubule motor activity; microtubule binding; ATP binding. Lineage: Eukaryota; Metazoa; Arthropoda; Insecta; Hymenoptera; Halictidae. The record is from RefSeq and is a predicted model, not a curated record.